Messenger RNA from Mus caroli (Ryukyu mouse), 5516 nucleotides. RefSeq names its product DDHD domain containing 1 (gene Ddhd1). Gene Ontology annotation, cellular component: cytoplasm. Gene Ontology annotation, molecular function: metal ion binding; glycerophospholipase activity. The record is from RefSeq and is a predicted model, not a curated record. NCBI's taxonomy places the organism in Eukaryota, Metazoa, Chordata, Mammalia, Rodentia, Muridae.
GGCCGGGGGCCGGCGGGGAGGCGGAGUCGCCUCGGCCGCAGCUGCUGCCCUGCUCGGGAUUUGAAAGAUUAUAAAGUCCGGGCCGAGAGGGCGGCGGCGUCGGAUGCGCGUGUGGCGGAAGCGCCGGCGGCAUGAACUACCCGGGCCGCGGCGCCCCACGGAGCCCCGAGCGUAACGGCCGCGGCGGCGGCGCCUGGGAGCUGGGCUCGGACGCGGCGGGCGUGUUCGGCGGCGGCGGCUGCUGCUUCGAGCACCAGCCGGGCGACAGUGUGCCGCUGUCGCUGCUGCGCGCCGAGCCGCUGCACCUGGCACCGGGCGCCGACGACCUGAGCCACCUGGCUCUGGACCCGUGCCUCAGCGACGAGACCUACGACUUCAGCUCGGCCGAGUCCGGCUCGUCGCUGCGCUACUACAGCGAGGGCGAGAGCGCGGGCGGCGGCAGCUCUUCUUCGCCUCCGCCGCCGCUCGUCGCCCAGAACUCGGGGGGCGGCGGGGCGGCGGGAGGGGGCCCCGGGGACAGGAAGCGCGCCCGGCCCGGCGGCGCAGCCGCCCGGCACCGCUACGAGGUAGUGACGGAGCUGGGCCCCGAGGAGGUGCGCUGGUUCUACAAGGAAGACAAGAAGACCUGGAAGCCCUUCAUCGGCUACGACUCUCUGCGCAUCGAGCUCGCCUUCCGGACCCUGCUGCAGACCACGGGAGCCCAGGCCCGGGCGGGGGGCCGCGAUGGAGACCGGGUGUGCGGCCCAAGCUCCAGCUUCGGGGAGGAAGACGAGGACAGCGCCUGCGGCUUCUGCCCGCGCGCGGUGGGGCCUGAGCCGGAGAUGGAGGAGCUGGUGACCAUCGAGCCGGUGUGCGUGCGCGGCGGCCUCUACGAGGUGGAUGUCACUCAAGGAGAGUGCUACCCGGUGUACUGGAACCAAGCUGAUAAAAUACCAGUAAUGCGUGGACAGUGGUUUAUUGAUGGGACGUGGCAACCUCUAGAAGAAGAAGAAAGUAAUUUAAUUGAGCAAGAACAUCUCAGUUGUUUUAGGGGUCAGCAGAUGCAAGAAAAUUUUGAUAUUGAAGUGUCAAAAUCCUUAGAUGGAAAAGACGCUGUUCACAGUUUCAAGCUGAGUCGGAACCAUGUGGACUGGCACAGCAUGGAUGAAGUCUAUCUCUAUAGUGACGCAACAACAUCCAAAAUUGCGAGAACCGUUACCCAAAAACUGGGCUUUUCUAAAGCCUCCAGCAGUGGGACCAGACUGCACAGAGGUUAUGUAGAAGAAGCCACACUGGAAGACAAGCCGUCCCAGACUUCUCAUAUCGUGUUUGUUGUGCACGGCAUUGGACAGAAGAUGGACCAAGGAAGAAUCAUCAAAAACACAGCCAUGAUGAGAGAGGCUGCAAGGAAAAUGGAAGAAAAGCAUUUUUCCAACCAUGCAACACAUGUUGAAUUUCUGCCUGUUGAAUGGCGAUCAAAGCUUACCCUUGAUGGAGACACUGUUGAUUCUAUCACUCCUGACAAAGUGCGAGGCCUGAGGGACAUGCUCAACAGCAGCGCCAUGGACAUCAUGUACUACACCAGCCCGCUCUACAGGGAUGAGCUAGUUAAAGGCCUUCAGCAAGAGCUGAAUCGAUUAUAUUCCCUUUUCUGUUCCCGGAAUCCAGACUUUGAAGAGAAAGGGGGUAAAGUCUCAAUAGUGUCCCAUUCCUUGGGGUGUGUAAUCACUUAUGACAUCAUGAUGGGCUGGAAUCCGGGUGGACUUUAUGAGCAGCUGCUGCAGAAGGAGGAAGAGCUGCCCGACGAUCGGUGGAUGAGCUAUGAAGAGCGGCAUCUUCUUGACGAGCUCUAUAUAACAAAGCGACGGCUGAGGGAAAUAGAAGAUCGGCUGCACGGAUUGAAGGCGCCAUCCAUAUCACAGACACCUGCCUUAAAAUUUAAGGUUGAAAAUUUCUUCUGUAUGGGAUCUCCGCUAGCAGUUUUUUUGGCAUUACGCGGCAUCCGACCAGGAAAUUCUGGAAGUCAAGACCACAUUUUACCUAGAGAGAUCUGUAACCGCUUACUAAAUAUUUUUCAUCCUACGGACCCAGUGGCCUACAGAUUAGAACCGUUGAUUUUGAAACACUACAGCAACAUUUCUCCAGUCCAGAUCCACUGGUACAACACUUCAAACCCUCUACCUUAUGAGCAUAUGAAGCCAAAUUUUCUCAACCCAGCAAAAGAACCUACCUCAGUUUCAGACAGUGAGAACAUAGCAGCUAUCCCAAGCCCUGUGACCUCCCCCGUCUUAUCUCGGCGCCACUAUGGAGAAUCUAUAACUAACAUUGGCAAAGCAAGCAUAUUGGGGGCUGCUAGCAUUGGAAAGGGCCUUGGAGGAAUGUUGUUCUCAAGAUUUGGACGUUCUUCAACAUCACAGCCGUCUGAGCCAUCUAAAGACUCACUGGAAGAUGAUAAGAAGCCUUCAGCUUCACCCUCUACCACCACCGUGGCAACGCAGACCCUGCCGCACAGUGGCUCCGGCUUCCUCGACUCCGCAUAUUUCAGACUUCAAGAAUCGUUCUUUUAUCUCCCACAACUUCUUUUUCCGGAAAAUGUAAUGCAGAGUAAAGAUGAUAGCCUCGUGGAACUGGAGCACAGGAUCGACUUUGAACUCAGAGAAGGCCUCGUGGAGAGCCGCUAUUGGUCAGCCGUCACGUCGCACACUGCCUAUUGGUCAUCCUUGGAUGUCGCUCUUUUUCUUUUAACAUUCAUGUACAAACACGAGCAUGAUAACGAGGCAAAGCCCAGCCUAGAUUCACUCUGAACUCUUGAAGGACAUGAAUGCCCAAAACUUUUCUGUUAAAAAAUGUGUCAAGAUACAGAGAUUUCAAGGUUCCAGUUUUGUUAAGGGCAAGAACUAUUUUAAUUUAAAAGCACUUUAUUUUAUUUUUUAAAAGAGAAAAAAACCACAUGUUCGUUCUAAAGGAGUUAUGUAUGUUUCUGUCGUUUUGAUUCUGUCUGGCAGAGCCCUGCAAAGAAUCACCAGAGUAGAAGUGUGGUGGGCUUAGGAGAACUGCAUGAAGGCAACCAUCACGUGAUAGUCCAGGUCUCCUGAGGAGCCUAAUGUAGCGUAUUAACCAAAAGGUAUCACAGCACUAACAUGCCCUAAGUCCAGUACACUCUGCAUAGACUACAAGGUGGCAUCAUGGGGUCUUGAUUCUGUGAAGACUUCCGUGUCCGCAGUUCCUUUGAAAGAAGAGUAUAACAAAUUUUAAAUGUUCUAAAUUUAACUUGUUUUUAAAAACUAAUGCUAAAAAGCAAUAUUUGAACUACUGCACUUAUAAUUUAUAAUCCCUACUUAUUUCAGCAUAUGAAACAUUUUUAAUGUUUCUUUUAAGCCACACUUAUUUUGUAUCAUGUUGAGGCCCCUUUUUCUCAAAACUCCAUCUUUGUAAAUGAGUAGAUGAUCCUGUGAUAUACUUUCAGGGUUUUUUUUGUUUUGAUUUGGUUUUUUGUUUUUGUUUUUUUGUUGUUUUAUUUUUGUUUUCUUUUUUUUUUCAUUAAAAACAUGGUUUCACACAGCACUAGUUCAAUUAUUUUUUUAAUUUUUUUAUUAUGUCACAUAUACUUCAGAGAAAGUUAAAUGUUUUCAGCACAGAGACUCCACAUUUGUAUGUAUUGCAUUAGCUGUAUUAGAAAAUUAAGAAACAGCUUUGGGCUAGAGAAUAUGAUAACUUGAAAUAUAUAACUGUCUGUGUGCCAAACAGCUAACACAUGUGUGGGAGCAGGAUGCCGCUAGCAUUUACUGUGUAUAGUGCUAACCAGAGCAUGGUGACUCGGACACAGAAAAUGGAUGGACGCUGAGGUACUGGGGGGGGUCUGGGCUGUAGAUAUUUUCCACCAUGCUUUUCAUCUGUGAUGUGCAUCCAGCAAUCCGUGUAUAUGCUUCCUGAGGUAAGUGUGCACGUUACCAUGUGUUACCAUGUCACAUGUUCAUACACUGAGGCACCAGUUUCUCAAGUGCCUUGCAUUAGAUCACACAGCAAAUGGAGAGAGUGUGGCUUAAAGCCAGACCAUAUUCUUUCCUGUGCUGUUUAAUGGUGUCACUCACCAAUGACCUUGAGAAGCCUGCAGAUGUUAGUAGGUUAGAAGAUGGCCAUAAAGCCCAGUGUUACCUAGCAGAUACAGUCAAGAUUCUUAUACUCAGAAGAGGAGUUAACAUCAAAGGAACAGUAGCCAAUCCUGCUGUAGCCAACACUCGCAUCUGGUGGCUCUCCCUAGGUUCACUCAAGGUGCUGUCUUUCUUGUGUGUGAGGAACUUGGUAGCUUCUGGCGGUCACUGUCAGCUGGGAGCAGAGCUGGUCAGCCCACGUGUCCCUUGCUCUUUUCUCUGUAGGGUGGCAGAGCCUGUGACUUUUUUGUGGGUGUUACUCCUUGUCCUCGCUGUUGCCUGCUCCUCAGCCGUCAUUGAAUUUGUGCAAUAGACAGCACUUCUUUCUAGGGCUUAAGAAAUCCAAGGCUGUGUGGCUCACUGAAAACCUUUGUUCUACAGCUGAAUCUUAGCCAUGCUAAAGCAUCCUCUUUGAGUUUAGAGGUUCCUGUCAACUCAGGUCAGCUUCAGGGCCUAUUUAUUAGCAGGUCUCAUCUAACUCUCAGGAAAAUUAAGCCCGUGUCAUAUGGCUGUCAUUAAAGGUAGUUGAGAAUAUGUUGUUGAAUAUCAACUGAAAGGAGAAGUUUGCCCUGCAAGCAAAGGAGUGUGCCCACUUUCUUUCCUCACACCGCAAAGUCGGAUUUCACUGCUUGCGUUUUUGUCGGCUCUUGGGAAGAGCAGCGUUCAAACCACUCUGUCAAUGAGAAGCAGAUGUUCUGCACCUCUGGACAGCUGCUUUCAGUUCAUGUUCUCAUCAAUACCAGUGGCAGUUUUGGUCAUAGAGCUCUUGUCUCCCCGUCUCUGCAUGUAAUCAUGGGAUGUGCUUGUAUACACUAAAGUAAUAUACAGAGUAUGUGUAAUUUUGAUGAUUUAGAAGCUAAGUCAGUUACCAAGUAACAGUUGGCGAUUUUAUUCCAGCAAGUACUGAAUCGACCCCCAAAAGUCCUGAUUUUGAUACUAUUAAAAUUCUAUCCUCUCCCUGUGUUCAUGCUGAGUCUCUUGAGUACUGAUCACACAAACUUUAACCCAGUUAGGUUGGAUAAAGAGACUAUUUGGAGCUAAGUCUUAGUAUUCCUUUAACAUUGGCCUUUCUGAAGCUUUUUACUCCUAACUUUUUCAGCAGUGAUUGCCCUUUUUGGUACACUUUUCUCAUAAUCCAGUAUAACUAUUAUAGGACAUAAUUACAAAAUAAUACUGACUUUCUAAGCCUUGAGAAUCUUAGUCUUUAUGCCAGAAAGUUAGCUUUUGUGCUUACUGCAAAGAUCUCAGACCCAAAAACUCUCAUCAGCCUCUUUCUCCGCGCUGUGGUCUCCCUUACUUGUAAAGCAUUUACCACCAUUACCACCACUAGCAAAUGGGGCAUGGUGCUAUGCACCUGUAAUGCCAGCACAUGGGAAGCCAAGGUGG